Molecule: messenger RNA, 201 nt
Organism: Triticum turgidum subsp. durum (durum wheat)
Lineage: Eukaryota; Viridiplantae; Streptophyta; Magnoliopsida; Poales; Poaceae
Source: the annotation of a GenBank genome assembly
AUGAAGGGCAUCACAGGGGUCAAGAGCAAGGAGCUCCUCAUCUGGGUCACUGUCUGUGACAUGUACAUCGAUAGGAAUGACCACUCAAAGAUCACGUUCAAACGCCCACAGGACUGGGAAGGACCUUCCCCGUCUCCGCCUACGGAAAGGAGGAUGACAACAAGCACGACGUGGCCAAAUAAGAAACCACGGCCGGCAUAA